Molecule: messenger RNA, 2446 nt
Organism: Ylistrum balloti
Lineage: Eukaryota; Metazoa; Mollusca; Bivalvia; Pectinida; Pectinidae
Product: homeobox-containing protein 1-like
Exons: 7
Coding region: 146-1468 (440 amino acids)
Biological process (GO): positive regulation of DNA-templated transcription
Cellular component (GO): nucleus
Molecular function (GO): double-stranded telomeric DNA binding
Source: RefSeq, a predicted model, not a curated record
UAAGUCUUUUUUGUAGGUAAUUAAUUAGUAAUCGAAUCAGUGGGAUGCACAUGGAAUGAAGAAAAUCGAAAGUAUUUACGCUGCAGUGAAGCAAUUGUAUUCUGGAGCUGUACAGCAAUCAUCCAACCCAUGAGGUUUGGGGACCAUGUCAGGACGUGUUGGCGGUGGCAGACAAAUGUUCUCCAUAGAGCAGAUUGAAUUGAUACGGCGGCUGAGGAACAGCGGCAUUACCAAAGAGGAGGUGGCACAGGCAUUUGAUUCAUUUGACCGUUUAGACAAUGAGUUAGGACUGUUGUAUAGUGUUCCUGUAUCCCUGUCUCAGUCAGCUGUGCCUGCAGGCCGUAAUCCUGCCCAGUCCCUCCAUCCUCGUACAUCAACACCAAAUGCCACCAGGACAAGCCAUUCUGGAACAGGCCAUGGAGAUCAUCAGUUUUCACUGUCAUCCACACAGGCAAAUAAUGUCCCUGCCUCCCAGUCACACAAUAUAUCUGGGUACAGAUCACAUUCAUCCAGUCAAGUGUACCCUGUGUCAAUGACCGCAAAUUCACGUACACCAUCUCAGGCAGCUUUCCCUGAAAGACAGAUAGCUAAACGAGCACGCACUGAAACCAUAGACUUAAGCUUGGUAGAUGAUAUAGACACAACAGUUAACUGUGUCACUGAUGAGGACAAUAGCAACACCAGCUCAUCAGCUUCCAUAUCAAACAUCUCUGAGGAAAUAGCGACUGAGCUACGAGAAUUUUUAAAACAAGGUAUCCAGAAGGCUGGUGAUGAGGUUCGCUGGUUUAUAACCCAGUACAACGUACAGCUGGGACAGCUUGCUACCAUGACAGGUCAGACAUUUGCUACUGCUACCCAGUUUUUACAGGGAGAAUACAGUGGUAUUCCUCAACACUGUAUGCAGAGUUUUUUCACCUGGUAUCUCACCUACAAGAAAACUGUGUCUACUCCUGCUCCACUACCACCAUCAACUUCUCCAGGCAACACGCAGACAGGUGCCCUUCCCAUGAUUAAUCAGAAAGUGAAACUGCCUGAUGGUCAGGAAAUCUUCAUUCCCCAUCAGCGACGAGAACGAUUCACCUUUCGAGAAAAACAUCUGGAGGUGCUGGAAACCUGCUUUAAUGAGAAUGCCUAUCCGUCCCAUGAGCAACGAGAGGCCAUCUCUCACAUGUGCAAUAUGGCUGUUAGUAAUAUGGGAAAUCGUUCCCUACAUGACAGAGAAAAGGUGACUCCACAUAUGGUGCUGAACUGGUUUGCCAACCGCAGGAAGGAAGUGAAGAAAAUAGCGAGAGAAGAAGGAAUCCCAGAGUCUGAAGUGGUAUUACCCAGCAAAGUCAACAAACGUCCCAUCACUUUUGACAUUUCCAUGGAUAAUGUGACUUUGUCCCCGUUAGAACAAAGUCAAACUGACCAACCUGAUGAGACUGAUGACAGAACUUCACCAUCCAUCAAAAGUGAACCAGGCUGAUGGGUCACUUUCAUAACAAGCUGAUUCAGCUGAAGUGAAACCUCCAUGGCCAGAAUACAUUUACCGGUAAACCAAAUCGGUAACUCCAGACAGUCAAGUGAGACUGUAAGGGGCGAUUCAACUCCGUUUUAUAACUGACUGUUAUAAUUCUUACUAGUAUUUCCAAAACAGUAUCUGAACAUUGUGAUCUAUUAAGAAAAUUACAUGCAAGUGUACAUACAGUCUUUAUAAUUUAAAAAAUUCCUGGGGAAUUUCCUAUAUGUGUUUAUAAAAUGAAAGCGAUUCCUAGUCAUAGCUUUAUUAAACCAUACAUGAAGGAAUAGGUGCAAUUUGUAAUGUGAUCAAUUUGUGAAUUCAUCCAUGUCUGAAGUAACGCUCUAUUGGAUAACAGGAUCAAUUGUCAAGUGUUUCCAGAAAGUUAUCCAGCAUCAGCAUUGCAAAAAAGCAUUGAGAAAUCCUGAACUAUUUCAUUUGUCAACAAUUUUGAAAUCCGUUUUGGAUAGGGUGUGCCACCGAGAUGUUGUUCUCCUUUUUGUGACUUUUCACCCGAGAAUGAUCUAAUAUAGAAAUGUAGAUAGCUGUGUAGAAAACUUGUCCAAGGAUAUUUGAGUUUCAGUUAAAUUGUUUUAAUUGUAGGAAAGUCUUUCAAGUGUCAAUCAAUUUGUUUUACUUGUCCGACUGCAUUGAGAGUGGGUAAGCUUUAUUUGAUUGAUUGAAAGCAGUCAAAACAUGUGUUUUCAUUUAGGCUUUCAGGUAAAAAUAUGUAGAAGCAUUUUAGAAUUUUUUUUAAUGUGAUAGUAGAAUACAAAGAGAAGUUUUUGAAGUGUUUUUUUUGUACUGUUUUGUAAUGAAUCUUUGUUUUAACAAUAACAAUAUCUGGUAAUACAUUUAAUAGAAUCAUCAGUGUAUGUAGAUCCAACUUUGUUUUAAUUGGGUGCUUUUAUAUAAAUGGCAAUAAAUUUGUUGUUAUAAAAAUCA